This is a messenger RNA of Eurytemora carolleeae, 849 nucleotides long. RefSeq lists its product as uncharacterized. The record is from RefSeq and is a predicted model, not a curated record. Lineage: Eukaryota; Metazoa; Arthropoda; Copepoda; Calanoida; Temoridae. The transcript is spliced from 2 exons. The coding region runs from base 1 to 849 and encodes 282 amino acids.
AUGGUCCAGGAAACCCCUGAUCCGGGGGCCGGGGUUUUCUUCUCACAGAUAAAGAAGAGAUUGGAAACUGGGAAACCCCGUUGUAGGCAGGACCGCAGUACACUGGGUGCUCCGCAGUACGGUGGUGGAGGAGUAGGUGUACAGAAACAACCCCAGCGUACGCCAAGUGCAGUACAGUCUACCUCAUGUAGAACAGAGUACACAACAAUAUGGGAUACAGAAUACACAGAAACUGAAGAACAACAAUGUAAUACUAUUUAUGUCAACGCCUGUGAAACAUUGUACAAGAAAAACUGUGUUGCAGUACCAAGACAAGAAUGUGUAACUGUACAGGAACCUCAAUGCAGUACAGUGUACAACAAUGUAUGUACACAAGAGUAUAGAACAGAAUAUGAAGCAUACACUGAAACAGAAUGUAAUACAGAAUAUAAAGAAGACUGUGAAUAUCAAUGGGAAGGAGAAGGUUAUGCUAAAGUCUGGGCUCCUAUACCUGGAACCUGUAAAUCUAAUCCUUAUGAUAAUUGUCAGGAGGUUCCCAGACAGAAGGAGAGACAGGUUCCCUAUCCAGUAUGUAACCAGGUUCCAGAACAAAAGUGUAUUAAGGUUCCCAAACAGCAAUGUAGAACCAUUUCUGAACAGCAGUGCAGUAAUGAACCUUAUCAAGAAUGUAAACAAGUUCCUAAACAGGACUGUAAUACAGUACAUAAGAAGGUUCCUAACAGGAUUAGUAAACAGGUUCCUAAGAAGGUUUGUGAUGAUGGUUCAGGUUCAGGGUAUGGGUCAGAUGUUGAAACUAUUGCUGUAAGGUCAGGAGCUGAUGAUGCUAUCAAGUUUUCAGAAUUUGAGUAA